CUAAACUAAGCCCCUCCCCUCACUCUUCCCCUCAAAUAACAGCAAAGGCGGAGGGUCGCUCCUGCGAGUACGACGGCCGCAUGUACCAGAACGGUGAGGACUUCCGGGCGGGCUGCAAGCACCAGUGCACCUGCAUCGACGGCGCCAUGGGCUGCAUCCCGCUCUGCCCCGCCCACCUGCCACUGGCCACGCCCUCCUGCCCCGCCCCGCGCCUGGUCAAGGUCCCGGGGCAGUGCUGCCACCGCCUGGACUGCAGCGAGACCGCCAUCGCCGCGGCGACACCCGCCCGCCGCUGGCCGGCCCCGCCACCAGCCUACUCCCCGCUGUUCCCCUUCCUGCCGUACAAGCCGUACCCCUACCCGGACCACCCCUACGUCAAGAACAAGGCGUACCCCAAGCCCCACCCAUACCCCCACAAGCCCCGCAAGGACAGGAAGCAGUGGCGGGAGGAGGAGGGGCGGGGCAACGCGCUGCUGGACCCCGGCAGGAAGUGGGAGAAACCACAGCGACUCAAGCACCUGGCCACAUGGAGGCAGGCGGGCGACCAGUGUGUGGUCCAGACCACUUCCUGGUCCCAGUGCUCUCGGAGCUGUGGAGUGGGCGUGUCCUCCCGGGUGACCAACGACAACGCUAAGUGUAAACUGGUGAAGGAGACGCGGCUGUGCAACGUGCGUCCCUGCAGCUCCAUGUCCCUCCCGGUCAAGAAGGGCAGGAAGUGCUCGCGUACCCACAAGGCGCCGGAGCCCCACCGCCUGUCCUACGCAGGCUGCCGCACCGCGCGCCUCUACCGGCCCAACUACUGCGGCGUGUGCCGCGACGGGCGCUGCUGCUCGCCGCGCCGCACGCGCACCGCCACCGUCACCUUCGCCUGCGCCGACGGCGAGCGCUUCGACCGCGCCGUCAUGUUCAUCCAGUCCUGCAAGUGCAGCGACGAGUGCAACCACCUGAACGAGGCGGCCAUGACGCCCCAGCGGUGGCUCUACGGAGACACGCACAAGUUCCUCGAUUAGCCGCCGGCGAGCGUGAUGGAUUGGACCCUCCUUUCACCCCCGUCCGCCCGCCCACCCGCCCAGCCCCCCAACAUUCCCACCAAGCACCCCCCCCCCCCCCCCCCUCCACCAAGGCGGGACCGCCAGAACAACCAAGAGAGUAAAGGGCUGAUUAUGGUUCCACGUCGACGCAACGCAAUGACUCGACGCAGUUGUGAACCUGUUUUGGUUCUGUGUCAGGUUUUGGUGAGCAGACCGAUCACAGCCCUUGCUGCAAUAUUUGGGAGGCGCACAUCAGGCACUUGCGGUGGACGUACAGAGGGUCCGCAAGGCCGUACUGGGUCCGUAACCCCCCUUGAGUUGCGUUGACGUGGAACCAUAAUCAGCUCUUGACUAGUUUACCCCUAGUGUAUCUGAGUAGGAGCCAGCAAGGUGCAGACAGACAGAGUGGGGGGGGGGGGGGGGGGGGGGAGAGCUAGACUGAGGAGAUCUGCUUCUGUGAUUCUGUUAGGACCGCCGGUGGUGAACGGCCAUCGGGGUAUUUAGAACAAAACACCACGUGGAUCCGUCCAGAGAAACUCUCUUUGUUGUUUCUUUUCCUUGGACAUAUUCUUAAGAUGAAGAUAGCGUAAAGACGUUCUUUAGAUACUUUAUAAACGUACCGUACAAGGUUGAGCGUGUUUUAGAUGUUGUGUUUCCUUGAGGACCGCGUCCGACAUGCAAAUUAAAAGCUGAUUUGAUUGGAUUCAGGGAAGAUCAGGCAUGAGAGAAAACGCCAUUACAGACUCUUGGAGUGGACUCGACAGAACCGGGACGGGAUGGCGACGGUGUUCUGUCUGGAGGGAUGCUUGUAUCUCUAUUUAUUUCCUGGUAUUUAUUAUUGAGGAAGACAUCGCUAGCGAGACUGACAUGCUAACACGACGGACAUGCAAACAAAAUGGCUGACGCCGGAGAAGGGGCGUCAAGACAAGUCGCUGAAAGACUUCCUCUUUAAAGGUCAAAUUGUUGCUGAAAUAACAAUCGAAACUAAUGAAAAAUGUAAUUGAUUAUUUAGUUUCUCUCAUGGCUUCACUAAAACAUCCAUUAACAAUAAAAUUUGCCCGAAAAUCUCUUAAUUGGACCGAGAGCUAAGCUCGUUAGCAGAUUGGGUAGGCUUCAUUAACGGAAAACAUUUAGACUAAUCUGUUGAUAUCGGACGUUUUAGUAAAGCUGGCAGAAACACGAUGGUUUGAUUCCCCAGAGCGUAGUUGUUGGGAUCCAUCAGUUGUCUAAAAUGAAGUCUGACAUUUGUCUGGAAACAAACAGGCUGUGGGUUUGGCUGGAGAACUGGGACCCACUCUGAGAAAAUUACAAUCCCGACCCUGAAGUGGAAAAAUGCCUUGUUUGUUACAGAAAUAAAAACCCGACAUCUGUGUGUGCUCUGAAGGAAACGUAUAAUUUGUAAUUUUGGGCGGCGGAAUCAUUUUGGUUUUGCAAUCUGGUCUGUAAUCGAGCGGCCAAUGAUUCAAGAUAGAGCCGUGAAACUGAACUCAGUGUUUGCUGGUUUAUUCCCAGUAUAUCUGAACACGUCUAAAGGGUCUAGAGGACUUAACGACACCAAUUCUGGCUGUUGGCCCUAAUGGGCCCUUUGGUUGUUUAUCAUUCCCUUUAUGAAUACCGUUGUACAUUCUGUUCUGUACAUUAUGUCAGAUCAUAAUUUAAGGCCAGCUUAAGGUCCCUUAGGUCGGAUUAAAGCCAUGCACCUUAGAACAGGGUUUAAAGAUGACCUACUGGUCUAAUCGCUUACAAGCGCUAGUGUCGAUAGUCUACUUUGCAGUGUUCUACAAGUGAUUUAUGAUUUGAAAUGCCAUUUUUGCCGCUAGAAAUGUUUUAUUUCCUUUCUGCCAAAAAUAUGUUAAUGCAUUUCUAUAUGAAAGUAUACACAUUUCUACACUAGGCCUGUCAGUACUGUUUGAUAGUCAUGAGACUUUAUAUCAAGGUGUUUAGCUCCAUCCCCUCUUUGGAUGCUGUGGUUUCAGGAUAAUGUGUUACGAGUCUCCAUGGAGCAGCUAUGUACAGAUGCAUUUGUCUUUUUGCUGUAUAGCACACGUGCCAAUCUUCUAAUACAACCAUGCGUGUAUAGCUAGCACUGAGCAAGAAAAGUCCAUAUAGGUUGUAUUGAAAUCACUGUCAACCAAAACAAGUCACAGCCAUUAGCCUACAAGAGGCUGAGAAUCAUGUUACUGUCAUGAUGCAAGUUUCUUAAUAUGGAAAGGCAUCACUGCUUCCAGUAAGUAUGGUUCAGCUCAAAAUGAUGAUUGCACACUUAAAUAUCAAGAUACCCUGACUGGAAUAAAUAUUGGUUUUCAAUCUGC
Messenger RNA from Gadus macrocephalus (Pacific cod), 3343 nucleotides. RefSeq names its product CCN family member 1. Lineage: Eukaryota; Metazoa; Chordata; Actinopteri; Gadiformes; Gadidae. Bases 81 to 1010 code for a protein of 309 amino acids. The record is from RefSeq and is a predicted model, not a curated record. Gene Ontology annotation, biological process: signal transduction. The transcript is spliced from 3 exons. Gene Ontology annotation, molecular function: protein binding.